GAGUCGCUCCCACACCGGCCUCCAUCAUCCACCGUACGAAAUGAUGACUGGCUGAUCCUCUUCUUCUAGAGAGAGAGCGGGCACGUCCACCAUUUUAGUAAAAGCGUGCCUUGGAACGUGUCACCAUCUCAACCGUCCCCUCACGCGAAGGAGCGCAGUCGCGUGCUCUUCUUCCUCAGUGCAAGUUAGGAAGUUCACCACCCCUUCCGCGGAGAGAGAGAGAGAGAGAGCGCGGUCAUGGCGGAGGUGAGGGAGCGGAAGGUGGGCGGAGGAGGAGAAGGAGAAGGGGCGGGGUUCGGAUGGGAGAGCAUGAGUCCGGAGGUGCUGGCGCUGGUUUUCGUCAGGCUGCCGCUGAAGGAGAUGGCAGGAGUGGUUCCUUGCGUGUGCAGGUCAUGGCGCGAGGUGAUUAUGGGGCCUCACUGCUGGGCGGAGAUCGACGUGGAGGAGUGGUGCCGCCGCGUCAACGACCCCUGCCAGAUAACCAAUCUCCUCAACAAGCUCGUCGCCAGGUCCGCCGGUAGCGUCCGCAAGCUCUCCGCCUACCGCGUCGACAGCGACUACACUUUCGCCUCCAUCGCCUCGCGCUCCCCGUGUCUGCAGACCCUGCGGUUGCCCCUGAGCGCGGUGAGAAAUGCGGUCGUCGUCAAGUUCGCUGACAGGUUUUCCAAGCUCACGGUGCUGGACAUAAGCUACUGCAUCAACGUCGGACCUUCGGGCAUCGAGGCGAUCGGCCGGCACUGUAAGUCGCUUCUCUAUUUCAAGCGGCACAUGCCGCCUUUUCCGGGUCCGGACCGGCCGGACGACCGCGAAGCCCUCGCCGUGGCGUCCACCAUGCGACAGCUGAAGCAUCUCGAGAUGGGCUAUGGCCGGUUCGGCGACGCGGGGCUGGACGCCAUUCUCCUGGGCUGCGCCGCGCUGCUUUACCUUGACAUCCGCGGCUGCUGGAACGUGGAAAUGAAGGGUGACUUGGAGGAGCGCUGCCUGGUGAAGACGGUGUUUAAAGAUCCGGAUUUUGAGAUGUAUGACACUUCGUCGGAGGAGGACGACGACGAAGAUGAUGUCGCAGGGAGCGAGAGUGAUUAAAGAAAUGGCCGCCGGUUAGCUGUGGACGCUCUGUUGGUGGCAUUUCCUUCUUCCCGACCGUGAGAAGGAAUGAAGGAAACUGUUUUUUUGUUCAUGGAAAUUUUCAUUUGGAGAACGAACCUGGUUUACCUAUAAUUUUAAAAAAAAAAAUCAUGUCUUGAAUUUUCUUCAUGCGAGUGUCUCACAUUUUCUUUUGUCUACGUAUAUCUAUCUCAUUUGAAAAAAAAUUUUCUUGCCUAAAAAUCUCAUCAAAUCUCCCAAAACUAGUUUUGUAAGUGCGUUAAGGCCGUUUUUUAUAACGUUACACAUUUU
Messenger RNA from Nymphaea colorata (pocket water lily), 1395 nucleotides. Its product is annotated as F-box protein FBW2-like. The transcript has 2 exons. The record is from RefSeq and is a predicted model, not a curated record. Bases 238 to 1083 code for a protein of 281 amino acids. NCBI's taxonomy places the organism in Eukaryota, Viridiplantae, Streptophyta, Magnoliopsida, Nymphaeales, Nymphaeaceae. Gene Ontology annotation, molecular function: protein binding.